Molecule: messenger RNA, 1424 nt
Organism: Patella vulgata (common limpet)
Lineage: Eukaryota; Metazoa; Mollusca; Gastropoda; Patellidae
Product: sushi, von Willebrand factor type A, EGF and pentraxin domain-containing protein 1
Exons: 6
Coding region: 452-1393 (313 amino acids)
Source: RefSeq, a predicted model, not a curated record
GUCGGCGUAGUACAUCCAGAGUGUUUUUUUUUAUCGGGAGUGAAAGAGUUGUUUGAAUAUUACAUUUGAUGUUUAUUUUCUUAUUAAUCACAUCAUGCAUUGAUUUCCUGUAUAGCUCGAGUUUUCAUAAGGGGUUGGUGUGUAGUGUAAUUUUCUGUGUGGCUUGAGUUUCUACUAGGAGCUGGCGUGUAGUGGAAUUAGAAUACAAGGAUUAAUAGAUUUUCGUCACUAAAAAAGAAAAACGUCAUACUUUAAAAAGAAUUUAAGAAAACAUGUUUAUCCUACAUUAUUUCCGUUAUGUUUAAAAUCUGUCAAAUUGAAAAACAAGAAUUAAGAAGUUUUGAACGUUUAUAAACAACUAGUAAUAAAAUUUCUUAAUAACCAAGGACACUAAACUAAAUAAUGUAAUAAAGAAGGAUUGUGUUUAUAUCAUUAAAUUAAACAGGAGGAGAUGUUUUCUACACUUACAAUUGUGAUGAUCCUUUUAAACACAGAUGAGGUGUGGCUUUAUUGUUGGGAUGAUCUACCGGAUCCAGAAUGUCCGAAUCUAGCCGCUGCCGGCGAUUGUUUAUUUAAUGCAUCUCUAACAGGAACAUCUUGUUUGUGCAAAAAAUCCUGUGGAACGUCCGACUUUUGCAAAAAUCCUAAAGCUUCAGGUUAUCAUGAUGGAAUGUGUGAUUGCGUUAAGUAUGUAUCGGAGUGUUACACCCGCGACCAACAGUUACCCGGUUGUCCUAUCGCUGGUUGGUUAUUAAACUGUUAUGCAACAAAUUGGAUGAGGAUGACUUAUCAUUGUAGUCCUCUCACCUACUUGGGGGAUUUUACUAAAAUAAGAACCACCUCCCUUCGCCAUGGGCAACAGGUAGAAUUCCAAUGCCAAGAUGGUUAUAGUCGAGUUGGCGGUUCAAGAGGUCUCCACGUGUGUAAUGCUGGAGAUUGGAUAAAACAUUCAGUUUUCGGCGAUUUUCCAGUUUGUAAUCAUACGUACUGUGGAAGCCCUCCUAGGGUAUUAUAUGCCACUCCUUCCCUUAGUGAAGGUUGGUUCUCUAAUGAAGUAACAUACACCUGUCAAUCAGGUACAAUCAAAGUAUCAGGUGAUGUUGGAAGGUAUGAAUGUAGUGCUGACGGUUCCUGGCAAAAUGUAAGCGGAUCAGUUACACCAUUGUGUCAACCAUAUAUUGCAAAUUUCCAAAUAUUACCUGGAAAUGAAGCAGUAGCCAAUAAAACGUUGAGUAUAAAAUCAGGUAGCAGUGAUAUUUACUGCGGUGCUCUGUGUCUACAGUCAUAUCUUUGUGUUGGCUAUACUUAUGAUGACGUCAAUCACGUGUGUCUUUUGAAUGAAAGUGGUGAAAGGGCACAGAAUACAGAGUACACCUUAAUAUAUCCGUAUUAACAUUAUAGUGAAGUUAUAUUCAAAGAUUUAA